This is a messenger RNA of Pararge aegeria (speckled wood butterfly), 1096 nucleotides long. RefSeq names its product venom allergen 5.01-like. The record is from RefSeq and is a predicted model, not a curated record. The transcript has a single exon. Gene Ontology annotation, cellular component: extracellular region. The coding region runs from base 23 to 1096 and encodes 357 amino acids. NCBI's taxonomy places the organism in Eukaryota, Metazoa, Arthropoda, Insecta, Lepidoptera, Nymphalidae.
CAUUGUUCCUAGCUUCGACUUUAUGUCAUAUUAUGGAACUUUUGUAGAAAUGUGUUUUGCAGGUUUUGUAUUUUUAAUUUUGAUCAAUUUUAUGUUCUCGUAUUAUGUCAUCUGCAGCGUGAGUAAUAGUAGUGACAUUUUUUUUGAUUACUGCUCCCAUCCGGACUGCUCUUUAAAAAAUCAACAUACAAUGUGCGUGGCUAAAAACAAGCAUAGUCCACGAUUGUUUGCUUCAGGCAUGACUACAUGGAUGAGAUAUCAAAUACUUCAGUUACAUAAUCGCCAUAGAGACAAUAUUGCAAUGGGUCUCGAAGCGGGCCAGCCUCCAGCUGCUAAUAUGCGUAAGAUGUAUUGGGAUUAUGAACUCGAAGAAAUAGCAGAGAUAUGGGCUCGGCAAUGUCAAAAAAGGCAUGACGAAUGCAGAAACACAAUACGGUUUAAUGUUAUACAAAACAUGGACGUGCGUCCUGUAGUGCCGCGUGUAACAGAGGCUCAAAUUUUAGCUGAUACAGUUGGUGCUUGGUUCUCGGGAUCCAGGACAUUGCCACCAGAAUAUGUCCGGUCUUUCAAACCCACCAAUUGUAGCGCCCCAGGUGGAUGCAACGCCCAUUGGUAUUCAGCUGCCGCAUGGGCUUCAACUUGGCGAAUAGGUUGCUCUCAGGCUUUAUGUACUGUGAGACAGAGUUCUUGCAUCUUAUUCCGAAAGAGACGAACUCUAUCAGCGCUAGCUGAUAAUUCUUCAGAUACAGUAACGCGGACAACUACUUUAAAGGAUAAUUUAUUGCGACGAACUAAGUAUAUGACAACAGCCAGAUCGUCGCGCCUUGAAGACUUUGGAACUACAGUGAAGAAGGGUGAUAGUGAAUCUGCAUUAUAUCGGGGAGUUCUGGAUUUGGUGGACAAACAGAAAAAAAUCAAUGAUCCAAAUAUAAUGGCCUACAUAUUUUGCAACUACGGGCCUGCAGGUAAUAUUGAUGGAUUUCCCAUAUACGAACCCGGCAUCACUUGCAGCAACUGCCCUUACGGCACCGUAUGCGGAGCUGGAACUCAUAGAGCUUUAUGUUCACUAGUAGGAGACCCCGAUAAUAAAGAGUAA